GCGAGAUGAGUAGGUACGCCGAGGCUCGAAGCCACCCCGUCACGGAGAACGCUUCGGGACUUCGCGCGAUUCCCUCGGCGUCGUGUCGGAACGGCCACCAGCCCGGUUGUCCGUCUGGGGAUGCUCGACUUUUGAUCAGCCGCGAAGGAUGGGCGCAGGAGACAGACUACUCGAUAUACUCUGUACUGUAUGCGGUGAUCGUAGCUCUGGGAAACACUACGGCACCUACAGUUGCGACGGUUGUUCGGGAUUUUUUAAGAGGAGCAUCCACGAGAAUCGAAAAUACGUCUGCAAGGAACAAGGUGCUAUGAAAGGACAAUGCCGCAUCAAUAAGAAACUGAGGAACCAAUGUCGGGCUUGUCGGCUUGAUAUGUGCUUCAAAGCCAAAAUGAACAGAGACGCAGUACAACAUGUACGUGGUCCGAGGAAGCCGAAACCUCACUCAAUAAUUUCUGAGAAACAACAGUCGCCGAUGGAAAACAGCGAUCGAUUAAGGACUGGUCCUGGCUCUGGCUACGUUUUGCUACCCUCCAGAAGGUUAAGGUACGGCCAAAGGAUCAUGUCGUACCCACGACCAGUGGGGCUGGUGCAGAAACCACCGGAGGACUCUCAAUCCCCUGUAUCGCUGGGUCUGUCGCAUUCUCCUUCGGCCACGACCCUCUACUCGGCGCCCCCGAACGUCACCCUGCCGCCGCAACUGCCCCUCCUUCAGAUACUAAUGUCCGCCGAGAAGUGUCAGGAACUUGCAUGGAAUGCACGGCUACAACCGGAAUCGGAAUAUUCCCAGGAACAAACGGAAACGAGUCUAAACUCGUCGGGGACUUUGCAAACACCCCCUACACCUAUUCGAGAGUCGUUACAGGAAACCACCGCUCGUCUAUUGUUCAUGGCCGUGAGAUGGGUUCGAUCUCUCCCACCUGUCCAGGCGCUUUCGGAGAACGAUCAGUUGCUGCUGCUGGAGAGUUCUUGGACGCAACUGUUUCUUCUUCAUUUGUCGCAGUGGUUCACAUCCUGCAAUAUAACUGGAUUAUUGGAGGACGAACAGAUACGGGACAGAUUAUUGAAGGACGAUGCGACGACGAAUCAAGAUUUAAUCACGAUUCAGUCUAUAAUAUGCCGCUUCAGGCAACUCGCUCCUGAUGUUGGGGAAUGCGGAUGUAUGAAGGCAGUGGCGCUGUUCACUCCAGAAACGGAGGGCCUGCAAGCGGUGGAGACGAUCAAACUGUUACAGGAUCAGGCACAGUGCAUCCUGGGGGAUUACACGUCGACGCGAUAUCUGCAACAAUCGGGCAGAACCGGGUCGCUGAUGUACCUGGUCGGAUACCUGAAGUCUGUCAGCUCGAAAAUCGUCGAGCGGUUGUUCUUUCACGAGACCAUUGGCGAGAUUCCCAUCUCCCGUUUGUUGGUCAACAUGUGUCACAUGUAAAAAUCGAAGGGACUGUUCGUCGCGGAGGAACGAUUACACACGGCUUUCUAAAACUCUUCCGAUUCUUCAAGCCGGUGUACUAUAUAGAGAAUGAGAAAAGUUUUCGAAAUCUGUAGCUGAAGACUGUAACUAUAGGUGUAUGAAAGAAUCUCGGAUCUACCCGUGACCGACUUAGAUUUUACACGGCUCUUGUGAUUACUUUGGAGGCGUAGAGGAUAAGUUGCAA
Messenger RNA from Nomia melanderi (Alkali bee), 1652 nucleotides. RefSeq names its product protein dissatisfaction. Gene Ontology annotation, biological process: regulation of DNA-templated transcription. Gene Ontology annotation, molecular function: zinc ion binding; sequence-specific DNA binding; DNA-binding transcription factor activity. NCBI's taxonomy places the organism in Eukaryota, Metazoa, Arthropoda, Insecta, Hymenoptera, Halictidae. The record is from RefSeq and is a predicted model, not a curated record.